UUCUUAUGCACUCCAGCUCCCCUAUCAGUUCCUUGUUCUCCUUUACCAGCCCUGCAGUGAAAAAGCUGCUGGGCUGGAAACAAGGAGAUGAGGAGGAAAAGUGGGCCGAAAAAGCUGUUGAUGCCUUGGUGAAGAAGUUAAAGAAGAAAAAAGGUGCCAUGGAGGAACUGGAAAGGGCUCUGAGUUGUCCGGGUCAGCCCAGUAAAUGUGUCACCAUCCCACGUUCCUUGGAUGGGCGGCUGCAGGUCUCUCACCGCAAAGGUCUUCCCCAUGUCAUCUACUGCAGAGUGUGGCGCUGGCCUGAUUUACAGUCUCACCAUGAGCUGAAACCACUGGAAUGUUGCGACUUCCCAUUUGGUUCAAAGCAGAAAGAAGUGUGCAUUAACCCCUACCAUUACAGGCGGGUGGAAACCCCAGUCUUACCUCCUGUACUUGUCCCAAGACACAGCGAGUUUAACUCUCACCUCAGCCUCCUUGACAAGUUUCGAAACACUUCUCUGCACAGUGAGCCGCUGAUUCCGUACAAUGCCACCUAUCCUGAUUCUUUCCGGCAUCCUCCAUGCACCCGUUUUCCACCAUUACCCAGCCACAUGUUCUCGCAGUCACCUAACAGCAUCAGCUACCUCAGCUCACCAGGAAGCUCUUCUGGACUAGGAAGUCCCUAUCAGCUCACAGUGGAAACUCCACCCCCACCUCACCAUGCAAGAGAACCUCUAGGAAACCACAAUGGGCAGUCAAUGGAUGCAAUAGCUGAAAGUCAACUAGUGCUGUCUUUGCCCAAUGGAGGUCAAUCUGCCCAUGGAGAAGCUGAAAAUUUUCAUCCUGUUUGCUUUGAGGAACCCCAGCACUGGUGCUCUGUUGCCUACUAUGAACUCAACAACCGGAUAGGGGAGACUUUCCAGGCUUCCCCUCGAAGUAUCCUUAUAGAUGGAUUUACAGAUCCCUCCAAUAACAAAAACAGGUUCUGCCUAGGACUGCUAUCAAAUGUAAACCGCAAUUCUACUAUAGAAAGCACCAGGAGACACAUAGGAAGAGGUGUUCAUCUUUACUAUGUUGGUGGGGAAGUUUAUGCUGAAUGUGUCAGUAACAGCAGUAUUUUUGUGCAAAGCCGCAACUGUAACUAUCAGCAUGGGUUCCACCCAGCUACUGUCUGCAAGAUCCCCAGUGGCUGCAGCCUCAAGAUCUUCAACAACCAGCUUUUUGCCCAGCUGCUUGCCCAGUCAGUCAAUCAUGGUUUUAAAGCGGUGUACGAGCUGACCAAGAUGUGUACUAUUCGAAUGAGCUUCGUUAAAGGCUGGGGAGCAGAGUAUCAUCGCCAAGAGGUUACAAGCACACCCUGCUGGAUUGAGAUUCACCUUCAUGGACCAUUGCAAUGGCUGGAUAAGGUGUUGACACGGAUGGGCUCACCUCAGAGCCCCAUCUCCUCAGUCUCUUAAGAAUCAUCUCUA
Messenger RNA from Chaetura pelagica (chimney swift), 1448 nucleotides. It is a transcript of the gene SMAD9, whose product is annotated as SMAD family member 9. The transcript has 6 exons. Gene Ontology annotation, molecular function: RNA polymerase II cis-regulatory region sequence-specific DNA binding; I-SMAD binding; DNA-binding transcription factor activity, RNA polymerase II-specific. The record is from RefSeq and is a predicted model, not a curated record. Gene Ontology annotation, cellular component: heteromeric SMAD protein complex. Gene Ontology annotation, biological process: BMP signaling pathway; anatomical structure morphogenesis; transforming growth factor beta receptor signaling pathway. Bases 6 to 1436 code for a protein of 476 amino acids. NCBI's taxonomy places the organism in Eukaryota, Metazoa, Chordata, Aves, Apodiformes, Apodidae.